GUGGGACCCAGGAGACCUUGCUGUAAGAAGCAGAGUGUUUCCUUUUGAUACGCAGGCAGAAUAAUUAAAACAAGCAACAAGAUUCAUCAAAUCCUUAUCUUCUCCUCUUUCACUCACCACCAAUUGCUCCCACCAACUUGUUCCCCACAAAACACUCUCUCUUUCUUUUAUUCUCUCAUCUCCAUUUCUCAAAGCUCUUUCUCUGAACCUACGCUUCUGCUAAGCAAUAAACCCUUCUUUUUAAGCAUUCUUGACAAACCUAGAUUUGUUGGUUUCUUGUAUACGGACGGUGAUGAAGAUACAGUGUGAUGUGUGUGAGAAAGCUCCGGCGACGGUGAUAUGUUGUGCCGACGAAGCUGCUCUCUGUCCUCAAUGCGACGUCGAGAUUCAUGCCGCUAACAAACUCGCUAGCAAGCACCAACGUCUUCAUCUUAAUUCUCUCUCCACCAAAUUCCCUCGUUGCGAUAUCUGCCAAGAGAAGGCAGCUUUCAUUUUCUGCGUAGAGGAUAGAGCUCUGCUUUGCAGGGACUGCGAUGAAUCCAUCCACGUUGCUAAUUCUCGAUCUGCUAAUCACCAGAGGUUCUUAGCCACUGGGAUCAAAGUAGCUCUGACCUCAACUAGCUGCAAUAAAGAAAUGGAGAAGAACCAACCUGAGCCUUCCAACAACCAACAGAAACCUAAUCAGAUUCCGGCUAAAUCCCCAAGCCAGCAGCAACAACCUUCUUCUGCUACUCCUCUUCCGUGGGCUGUUGACGAUUUCUUCCACUUCUCUGAUAUCGAAUCCACUGAUAAGAAAGGACAGCUUGAUCUCGGGGCAGGGGAGUUGGAUUGGUUUUCAGACAUGGGAUUCUUCGGUGAUCAGAUUAAUCACAAGGCUCUUCCUGCAGCUGAAGUUCCUGAGCUUUCUGUUUCGCAUUUAGGUCAUGUUCAUUCAUACAAACCCAUGAAGUCGAAUGUUUCCUACAAGAAGCCGAGGUACGAGAUCAGAGAUGAUGAUGAUGAUGAGGAGCACUUUAUUGUCCCUGAUCUUGGCUAAAAAGCUAUAUGUAAGCUAUAUGUGUAGACAAUCUUCAAUGUAAAAGAAGAAACAGAACCAAUCUGCAUAAGGAUGAUGUGUGGAGUCAAUGUCAUAUACAUUUUUAGUUUUGUCAUAAGUUGUGUAGGAUAUGUUGAGAGCUUAUCAUAAAUGUCUGUGUGUUGAGUUUUGUUCAUACCACUUGAACAUGGUAUAUGCUUAAUGCUUGAUGCUACAAACCGAUUCUAAA
Molecule: messenger RNA, 1265 nt
Organism: Arabidopsis lyrata subsp. lyrata
Lineage: Eukaryota; Viridiplantae; Streptophyta; Magnoliopsida; Brassicales; Brassicaceae
Product: B-box zinc finger protein 24
Exons: 3
Coding region: 293-1036 (247 amino acids)
Biological process (GO): regulation of DNA-templated transcription; photomorphogenesis
Cellular component (GO): nucleus
Molecular function (GO): zinc ion binding
Source: RefSeq, a predicted model, not a curated record